Molecule: messenger RNA, 819 nt
Organism: Prorocentrum cordatum
Lineage: Eukaryota; Dinophyceae; Prorocentrales; Prorocentraceae
Source: the annotation of a GenBank genome assembly
UGCGAGACCUUGGAGAACCCACCCAACCACCCAACAGCUGAAGUUAUGAGCCCCUGAGUGCAAGUACCAUGGCCAUGAUGGCUCAGGAGCGCCGCUGUGCUCGCUUUCGCCAGCUUCCUCGGCUACGGCAGCGGUCGUUCCACCCUUGCGGACUUCACUCCCAUGUCGCGGGUCUUGUGCGAGGACGAGGCAGAUUCGCCGCAGGCUGGCCGCGCAGACCUCCGCGACUCAUUUUGUGCCACGCCCACGGCUGCGAGCACGAUGGCACCAUGGCUGACGCCGCUGGCCACCAUGUCGACAGCCUGGUCGGGGGUCACCUCCUGGCGGUUCCACCUCUGUUGCGCGCCCGCGCCCGAGUCCGCUCCAGAAGAGCUCGUGGGUGACGGCGUCCAGCUCCGAGCCCCACUGCCUGAACAUGCCCUGUCGGAGCCAGUGUCACCACUCCAGCAGACGUCGCCGUCGAAGCCAGCGGGGUCGAGGCCGACGCCGCCGCGGGAGGCGCCGUCCAGGAGGAGCCCUUCGGUCAUGGCCCUGAUGUCAACGAUGGAUUCGAGCUCGUCACGGCUGCGGUCGCGGAUCCAUGAGAUGUCGACGACUGCGCUGAGCCUUUCGCACCGCACAUCCUGCAGCUCCAGGUUCGAGGGCAUGGUGCGAAGCGUGGAGGAGGGGGCCGUGAGAAAGUUUCUACAGGAGCACCGCUUCUCCGGCAUCGACCACUGCCACAGAGAGAGCCGCUGGCCGCUGUCGCGACUGUGCUGCCCGCUGUCCCUGGCGGCCGAGAGGGGGGACGUGACGCUCGUGCUUCUGCUGCUCCGGCAG